AACUCAGGAGUAAGCUAUGCAGGGCAAAAUCAGGGGCAUAUACUAAAGCUCAAUUAGAACUGCAGAAAAAAAGGCUUGUAGAGGGGCAAUAUCUGAACUUUGGACAAAGAUGAUUUUUUAUAUUUGACUCAUUUCGGAUUCACUCGUAUUUUGAUUGCACCGUUAUUCGCUAACACACUCUUCUUCUCAAGUGCUUUCAGUCGGAAUUUAUUUAACUUUGUUCAUUCUCCGGAAUCUUUUUUGACAACUUGCUCGUGUUAGAAUAGGACAAAAAUGUAAGGGAAAUGUACACCGAGCGACAUUGAGAAUUAGUCAUGUUUGGGUUAAACAGGAACCAGCGUCUUUCCUUCCUUCUCCAUGCAGGCAACCAACUCUGGAGGGAGGAAUGAUGAUGACGCUAGCGAGCUAGCUAGCUAGCUAGCUAUCCCAGCAGCAGCAGCAGUUGUUUGAUUACUGAUGCCAUUCUUUGCAAUUCACUUGCUCGCGUAAAACGAUGAAUUCACUGCUGUCUAACCCGCAAGGGAACGGACUCCUUUACGCUGGCUUCAACCAGGACCACGGUUGCUUUGCCUGUGGGAUGGAAAAUGGAUUUCGAGUGUACAACACGGAUCCUCUGAAGGAAAAGGAGAAACAAGAGUUCUUGGAGGGCGGGGUCGGCCACGUGGAGAUGCUUUUCCGCUGCAACUAUUUGGCUCUUGUGGGCGGAGGAAAGAAACCCAAGUACCCGACCAAUAAAGUCAUGAUCUGGGAUGACCUGAAGAAGAAGACCGUCAUUGAGAUUGAGUUCUCCACAGAGGUGAAAGCGGUCAAGCUUCGACGUGACAGAAUUGUGGUGGUCCUGGACUCCAUGAUCAAAGUCUUCACCUUUACCCAUAACCCUCACCAGCUGCACGUGUUUGAGACCUGCUACAACCCCAAAGGUCUGUGUGUGCUGUGCCCCAACAGCAACAACUCCCUUCUGGCGUUCCCUGGCACUCACUCAGGCCAUGUUCAGAUAGUGGACCUGGCAAACACAGAGAAACCGCCGGUGGACAUCCCCGCCCACGAGGGGGCGCUGUGCUGCAUCGCCCUCAACUUACAAGGCACCAGAAUAGCGACGGCAUCGGAGAAAGGGACACUUAUCCGAAUUUUUGACACGUCGGCGGGUCAGCUCAUACAAGAGCUGAGACGAGGCUCCCAGGCGGCCAACAUUUACUGCAUCAAUUUCAACCAGGACGCAUCUCUCAUUUGUGUAUCCAGCGACCACGGCACAGUGCACAUCUUUGCGGCCGAAGACGCCAAGAGAAAUAGGCAAUCCAGCUUGGCCUCAGCCAGCUUUCUUCCCAAGUACUUCAGCUCCAUGUGGAGCUUUUCCAAGUUCCAGUUGCCGUCAAGCUCGCCGUGUUUGUGUGCCUUCGGAACAGAGCCCAACGCUGUCAUAGCUAUUUGUGCUGACGGCAGCUACUACAAGUUCCUCUACAACCAGAAAGGGGAGUGUUCCAGAGACGUCUAUGCCCAGUUCCUGGAAAUGACGGAUGACAAGAUAUGACCUUUUGAAAUGUUCCUCGAGGAACCAGCCUAGUUGUCUUUCUUUCUUUUUCUUUUUCUUCCCAUUCUCCACAAGGGACGAGAGGUCCCUCUGCUGCACUUCUCUUAAAUGACUCUGCUGAAAGAGCUUCAGUUGGAGGGGACAGAGAAAGAAAGAGUCAAGGCGACAGCGACGUCCACCCUUGAACAAAACGCCAGGGACUGAAACAGCAAAGCAAGGAGGUGCUUUGGACAUCAGUCGCUCGCUUUGAAGAUGUCCUCUGAUGACUUUCCAGCGAAUGGCUAUUUUUUUUAAAUCACCUAGAGAGAUUUUUGUCGACUCACACCACCUAAGCUAAUUCUAGGGAGUGCCUCUGAGUGGAGCGAGAGAGAACCUGCAAAUGUGUCACGUGGCAAAUGUUUCUCCAAGCAGGCUUACAAAGAGCACCCGAGAGAGCUGAGUUCAUCAUUGCAUCCGUCACUCAAUUCAAGACUGAAUAUUAAUUACAUACCAUUGUGCAGAAUGAAGUCAAGUCAUAUUUGCCCGAAGCUUUUUUUUAUAUAUACAUUGUGCAAUACAUUUUUUAUUUGUUUUGCUAUAGCCGUGGUCUAAUUUUCUAGCCAUGUAUUAUGGCUUUUUUUUUUUGUUAGCACGUAGCGGAGUCGAUAAAGGAAAAAAAAUGAUGCUACUACAAACAUAUUAUGAAUAAGUCCUGAAUAUUAAAAAAAAAAAAAUCUGAUUUAUGCCCUAAAGUGUUUAUAUUAUAUAUAUCCUUACACAAUAUUGAGUUAAGCGCGCCGGAAACUACAGGAAUCGGGUUUCAAAUGACUUUCCGUCAUAAGAAAAUUGCGAUUUUUUUUUUUUUUGUUUCGAUUACACGUAAUGUCAAAAUACUCUACUUGUAAUCUGCUCUCUGCUGUGUACAUACAUUCUAUCUAAAGAAAAAUAGGGAGUUGUCUUCCAUGACACCAUCUUUAUGAAUUCAGAGAAAUCCUAUUUUCUAAAGUAUAUGUUCCAACUUCCCACGAGGUCCGUGACUGCAUUUUCAUCGUAACAUUUCACUUGUUCACCAGAUUGUUUAUUUGUACUGUAUUCUUCCUCCAUAACUGAAGAUUGAAGGGACGCCGCUCAAAAGUGAUCAUUAAGUUUGAUUGUAAAACAUGAACAAAAUCUGCAUUGACAUUUGCUAAUUAAAUAUACGAGCUUUUACAUUUA
Syngnathus typhle (broad-nosed pipefish) is the source of this 2722-nucleotide messenger RNA. It is a transcript of the gene wdr45b, whose product is annotated as WD repeat domain 45B. Gene Ontology annotation, biological process: protein localization to phagophore assembly site; protein lipidation; nucleophagy. Gene Ontology annotation, molecular function: phosphatidylinositol-3,5-bisphosphate binding; protein binding; phosphatidylinositol-3-phosphate binding. The transcript is spliced from 10 exons. Gene Ontology annotation, cellular component: extrinsic component of membrane; phagophore assembly site membrane; cytosol. The coding region runs from base 494 to 1528 and encodes 344 amino acids. The record is from RefSeq and is a predicted model, not a curated record. Lineage: Eukaryota; Metazoa; Chordata; Actinopteri; Syngnathiformes; Syngnathidae.